This is a messenger RNA of Syngnathus typhle (broad-nosed pipefish), 9191 nucleotides long. It is a transcript of the gene cacna1da, whose product is annotated as calcium channel, voltage-dependent, L type, alpha 1D subunit, a. The record is from RefSeq and is a predicted model, not a curated record. The transcript has 47 exons. Gene Ontology annotation, molecular function: high voltage-gated calcium channel activity. Lineage: Eukaryota; Metazoa; Chordata; Actinopteri; Syngnathiformes; Syngnathidae. Gene Ontology annotation, biological process: calcium ion import across plasma membrane. Gene Ontology annotation, cellular component: membrane; voltage-gated calcium channel complex. Bases 378 to 6767 code for a protein of 2129 amino acids.
CAAGCAGCCAGUGGACGUGGAUGCUCUGUUUGGUUGGCCGCAUUUCUCCACUAGCACCAUGGGAGAGCUUCAUUAGUCCUCAGCCACAUCGUACCUCUCGUGUGUCCUGCUUCUUACCAUUGGAGCCGAUGAAUUUCAAAGCGUCGUUUGAGAGGACACAAGCAGCACGCCCAAGCGUCGGAGCAACGAUGCCGAGCGGCUAAAGUCUCCUCAUUUAACAACAACAAUAACAACAACAAAAAGAGGCAAACUAUGCCAGCAGCACCAGAGUCACUUCCCCUGGUGACUUGCCAGCUGAUUCUGACCCCAACUAGCGUCGCCGUCCACACUGGCAGAUCCAUGCCACUGGAUGCCCCUAACAGAGGCACACCCGCACCAUGAGCGCCAACGGGCCUACCCCGGACCCAGCCCCAACAGCCCCAGAAGCCCCUCCGACCUCCACGCCUGCCCCGGACCUGUCUCCGGCACCCGCUCCGACCCCAGUCCCCGCCCCCGCGGCGCCGGCCGCUCCGCCCGCCCCGCCCGCCCCGUCCACCUCGACCAUCCCGGUGGGUGCGUUGGCACAGAAGAAGCGGCAGCAGUAUGCCAAAAGCAAGAAACAGGGCAGCAAUGCCAACAGCAGGCCACCGAGGGCCCUGUUCUGCCUCAACCUCAACAAUCCCAUACGCAGGGCCUGCAUCAGCCUGGUGGAGUGGAAGCCAUUUGAUAUCUUUAUACUAAUUGCUAUAUUUGCCAACUGUAUGGCCUUAGCUGUCUAUGUCCCGUUUCCCGAGGAUGAUUCCAACUCCACAAACCACGACCUGGAGACAGUCGAGUAUGCCUUCCUCAUCAUUUUCACAAUUGAGACAUUUCUGAAGAUAAUCGCUUACGGUUUGGUGAUGCAUCAAAACGCCUACGUGCGAAACGGUUGGAACAUGCUGGAUUUCGUCAUUGUCGUCAUUGGUCUCUUCAGUGUCGUCUUGGAGAUUCUGACCAAAGAUGAGAAGGCGGAUGGCGAAGGAGAGGAACCCCUCCCAUCCAUGCACGGGCACAGUGGCAAAUCUGGUGGAUUUGACGUGAAAGCCCUUCGCGCCUUCCGUGUGCUGCGUCCCCUGCGGCUGGUCUCAGGAGUACCCAGUUUACAAGUGGUGUUGAACUCCAUCAUUAAAGCCAUGGUCCCUCUUCUUCAUAUUGCCCUCCUGGUUUUGUUCGUUAUCAUCAUCUAUGCGAUUAUUGGCCUGGAGCUUUUCAUCGGUAAAAUGCACGCAACCUGCUACCUUCCUGGCACAGACAUGAUAGCAGAGGAGGAUGCUGCUCCAUGUGCGAUCUCAGGUCACGGGCGGCAAUGCCCCAUUAAUGGCACCGAAUGCAGAGAAGGCUGGCAAGGCCCCAAUGGCGGCAUCACCAACUUUGACAACUUCCUAUUUGCCAUGUUGACGGUGUUUCAGUGCAUCACCAUGGAGGGCUGGACGGAUGUGCUCUAUUGGAUGAACGAUGCUAUGGGCCUUGAGCUUCCAUGGGUGUACUUUGUCAGUCUCGUGAUCUUCGGCUCCUUUUUCGUUCUUAACCUGGUUUUGGGUGUGUUGAGCGGAGAGUUCUCCAAAGAGAGAGAAAAGGCCAAAGCUCGCGGAGACUUCCAGAAGCUGCGUGAGAAACAGCAGCUGGAAGAAGACCUUAAAGGUUACCUGGACUGGAUCACUCAAGCUGAAGAUAUCGACCCUGACAAUGAGGACGAGGCAGACGAGGAGUGUAAACGCAACCGGGUGACUCUGGCUGACCUCACUGAGAAGAAGAAAGGAAGGUUUGGGUGGUUCAGCCAGUCGUCCGACACUCAUGCAAGCGUUCCGGCCAGCGAAACCGAAUCUGUGAACACAGAGAACCAAAAUGGGGAGGAUGAAAAGACGCCAUGUUGCGGACCUCUUUGUCGGCGCUGGCGCCGCUGGAACAGGUUCUGCCGCAGAAAGUGCCGGUUGGCUGUCAAAUCGGUGCCUUUCUAUUGGCUGGUCAUCAUCCUGGUUUUCCUCAACACCCUCACCAUAUCAUCAGAGCACUACAACCAACCUUUGUGGCUGACACAAGUGCAGGAUGUGGCCAACAAGGUGCUGCUAGCCUUGUUCACUUGUGAGAUGUUGGUGAAGAUGUACAGUCUCGGCCUGCAGGCCUAUUUUGUUUCCCUCUUCAACCGCUUCGACUGCUUUGUGGUGUGCGGCGGGAUCACCGAGACCAUCCUGGUGGAACUGGAGAUCAUGUCGCCUCUCGGGAUCUCCGUGUUCCGCUGCGUGCGCCUGCUGAGGAUUUUCAAGGUCACACGCCACUGGCAGUCACUCAGCAACUUAGUGGCUUCGCUCCUCAACUCCAUGAAGUCCAUCGCUUCCCUGCUGCUGCUGCUCUUCCUCUUCAUCAUCAUCUUCUCCCUGCUGGGCAUGCAGGUGUUUGGCGGGAAGUUCAACUUUGACGAGACCCAAACCAAGAGGAGCACCUUUGACAAUUUUCCACAAGCGCUACUUACCGUCUUUCAGAUCUUGACUGGAGAAGACUGGAACGCUGUCAUGUAUGAUGGCAUCAUGGCGUAUGGAGGCCCUUCCUCUUCUGGGAUGAUUUUAUGCUUUUACUUCAUCAUCCUCUUCAUUUGCGGAAACUACAUCCUCCUGAAUGUCUUCUUGGCCAUUGCUGUGGACAACUUGGCAGAUGCGGAGUCUCUCAACACAGAUGAAGCUGAUAAGAAAGGGGACAAAAAGGGUGAGAAAGAUGACAAGGAUGAAGAGGAGGACAAUGACGACACGGCGGCGGAGGACGAAGAUCCAGAAGUCCCGGCGGGACCUCGGCCGGCCAUCUCCGACCUGGUCAAGAAAGAGAAGAUUACUCCGAUCCCAGAGGGAAGUGCCUUUUUUAUCUUCAGCAACACGAACCCGUUUCGUGUGUUUUGCCACAAGCUCAUCAAUCACCACAUCUUUACAAACCUCAUCCUGGUGUUCAUCAUGCUCAGCUCCGUCUCGCUCGCCGCAGAGGAUCCCAUCCGAAACUUCUCCGCUCGUAAUAUUAUACUUGGUUACUUUGACUAUGCUUUCACGGCUAUCUUUACUGUUGAGAUCGUUUUGAAGGUCCUAGGCUAUGCAGAUUAUGUCUUCACUAGUAUGUUUACAUUUGAGAUCAUAUUAAAGAUGACGACAUACGGAGCUUUUCUCCAUAAAGGAGCUUUCUGCAGGAAUUACUUCAACCUCCUCGACUUGUUAGUCGUGGGGGUGUCUUUAGUCUCCUUUGGCAUACAGUCAUCCGCCAUCUCAGUGGUGAAGAUUCUCAGGGUCCUUCGUGUCCUGAGACCCUUGAGAGCCAUCAAUCGAGCCAAAGGCCUGAAACACGUAGUGCAGUGUGUGUUUGUGGCCAUCAGAACCAUCGGCAACAUCAUGAUUGUCACCACUCUUCUCCAGUUUAUGUUUGCUUGCAUAGGAGUGCAGCUCUUUAAGGGAAAAUUCUAUCGCUGCACAGAUGAAGCCAAGUCUAGUCCAGAGGAGUGCAAAGGCACGUACAUCCUUUAUAAGGACGGCGACGUGAACCAGCCCACCAUCCACAAACGAGUGUGGCACAACAGCGACUUCAAUUUUGACAACGUGCUUAUGGCCAUGAUGGCUCUCUUCACUGUGUCGACUUUUGAAGGCUGGCCAGCGUUACUCUACAAGGCAAUCGACUCCAACAGGGAGAACCUGGGGCCCAUUUACAACUACCGCGUGGAGAUUUCCAUCUUCUUCAUCAUCUACAUCAUCAUCAUCGCCUUCUUCAUGAUGAACAUCUUUGUAGGUUUUGUGAUCGUCACGUUUCAGGAGCAAGGAGAGAAGGAGUACAAAAACUGUGAGCUUGACAAGAACCAGCGUCAAUGCGUGGAGUACGCCCUGAAGGCCCGUCCUUUGAGGAGGUACAUCCCCAAGAACCCAUACCAAUACAAGUUCUGGUAUGUGGUCAACUCCACAGGCUUUGAGUACAUCAUGUUUGUGCUCAUCAUGCUAAACACACUCUGCUUGGCCGUACAGCACUACGGCCAGUCGGCGCUCUUUAACUAUGUCAUGGACAUCCUCAACAUGGUCUUCACUGCUGUUUUCACUGUGGAAAUGGUUCUCAAGCUCAUUGCUUUUAAACCCAGGCACUAUUUCGCUGAUGCUUGGAACACAUUUGAUGCCUUAAUUGUCGUCGGUAGCGUCGUCGAUAUUGCGAUCACUGAAGUGAACCCAACAGAGACUCCUCAGGUGGAUGAACUGGGGAACACGGAAGACAGCGCCCGCAUCUCCAUCACCUUCUUCCGUCUCUUCCGAGUCAUGCGGCUCGUCAAGCUGCUCAGCAGAGGGGAGGGCAUCCGCACUCUUCUUUGGACCUUUAUUAAAUCCUUCCAGGCUCUGCCAUACGUUGCUCUUCUGAUAGCUAUGCUGUUCUUCAUCUAUGCUGUCAUCGGGAUGCAGGUGUUUGGGAAAAUCGCCAUGGUGGAUGGCACGCACAUCAACAGAAACAAUAACUUCCAGACCUUCCCUCAAGCUGUGCUCCUCCUCUUCAGAUGUGCCACUGGAGAGGCGUGGCAAGAGAUCAUGUUGGCCUGCAUGCCGGGGAAACUUUGUGACCCCGAGUCGGACUACAACCCCGGGGAGGAGAUGACAUGUGGCAGUGGAUUUGCAAUCAUUUACUUCAUCACCUUCUACAUGCUCUGCGCCUUUUUGAUUAUCAAUUUGUUUGUGGCCGUCAUCAUGGACAACUUUGACUAUUUGACACGGGAUUGGUCCAUUCUUGGUCCACAUCACCUGGAUGAAUUCAAGAGAAUUUGGUCCGAGUACGACCCGGAGGCUAAGGGAAGAAUCAAACAUCUAGACGUGGUAACACUUCUUCGUCGAAUCCAGCCUCCUCUUGGCUUUGGUAAACUGUGUCCUCAUCGAGUGGCUUGCAAGAGACUGGUGGCCAUGAAUAUGCCUCUCAACAGUGAUGGCACAGUCAUGUUUAAUGCUACUCUUUUUGCACUGGUGCGAACAGCCUUGAAGAUAAAAACCGAAGGUAAUCUGGAGCAGGCCAAUGAGGAGCUUCGAGCCGUCAUCAAAAAAAUUUGGAAGCGAACCAGCAUGAAGUUGCUGGAUCAAGUGGUGCCGCCUGCUGGUGAUGAUGAGGUAACGGUGGGGAAGUUCUAUGCCACCUUCCUGAUACAGGACUACUUUAGGAAAUUCAAGAAACGUAAAGAGGAAGGCCUGGUGGGUGCACACCCGUCCCAGAACAGCACAGCUAUCGCACUGCAGGCCGGCCUCCGCACUCUCCAUGAUAUUGGGCCCGAAAUUCGCCGAGCGAUAUCAUGUGACCUGCAAGAUGAUGAACUAAUAGACUUUAUACCAGAGGAAGACGAGGAAAUAUAUAGGCGUAACGGAGGACUAUUUGGCAACCACCUGAUGAACGGAGGUCACCGGCGAUCCGAAGGCCACCAGACCAACGCCACGCAGCGGCCGCUGCAGGUGCAACCGCCGCCUCACUACGCUCACAUGGAGCAACCGGUGGGCCGGCUGUCUCGAGCCAACGCCAUGUCCCACCCCAACCACCGUCACCACCACCAUCACCACCAUCACCGCCACCGUCAUCACAACAACUCCUACGGCAAGUCGCCCAAAUCCACCAACAUCAACCUCAACAAUGCCAACAAGUCCGGUUUACCCAACGGGGGGCACCAUCGCUACUAUGAACACGCCCCUCCCAAUGGCUACCCGGGUCAUCGCGGCUCCUACUAUGACUAUGAAAAGGGCCGGACGCCACAAUCUCAAAGGUCCAAUGGUGGGGAUAGACGCCACCCCACCAUAUGCAGAGAAGAGGAGGUGGAUGAAGAUCGUUUGUCUGGCGAGUAUUUCAGCGGAGAAGAAUUUUAUGAAGAUGACAGCAUGCUCUCGGGGGACAGGUACCACAACAGCGAUACAGAGUACGAGACUCCCAAAGGCUACCAUCAUCCAGACAGUUACUAUGACGAUGAUGAGCAGCCCCUCUACCACGACUCGAGGAGAUCACCAAAAAGGCGUUUGCUCCCUGCCACACCUGAAGCUUUGCAUGGUCACAGGAGGCCGUCUUUCAACUUUGAGUGUCUGCGCCGGCAGGGUAGCCACGAUGAGCUUCCACAUCAACGUACCGCUCUACCACUGCACCUUAUGCAGCACCAGGUGAUGGCCGUAGCAGGCCUGGACUCCAGCAGAGCCCACCGCCUCUCCCCAACACGCUCCACCCGCUCCUGGGCCACGCCCCCUGCCACCCCGGCCAGUAAAGACCAGUCACCGUACUACACCCCCCUCAUCCGUGUCGACCACCCGCACAGGGAUAGCACCGCCAGCAGCCACGUAUCGGUGCGCAAAAGCUCCUGGUACUCGGAUGACCCCGAGUUCACGCAGAGGACGUACUCGCCCAUUCACCUGCAGGUGCCGCCCGAGUACCACAGCCAGUACCACCAGAAGCGAGGAAGCGCCACCAGCCUCGUUGAAGCCGUUCUGAUAUCAGAAGGCCUCGGAAGGUACGCCAUGGAUCCCAAGUUUGUCGCCGCCACCAAGCACGAGAUAGCGGACGCCUGCGAGAUGACGAUAGAUGAGAUGGAGAGCGCGGCCAGCCACCUGCUGAACGGGGGCAUGGCGCCGGUGAUCAACGGGGUCAACGUCUUUCCUCUUCUGACCGCGGGGGACUUUGAGAUGCCGGACCCGGCGGCCAGCUACAGCGAUGACGAACCCGAAGCGGAACCCAGGCCCUCCUAUGAGGAGGACCUGGCUGACGAGAUGAUUUGCAUCACAACUUUAUAGCGGUAAAGGACCCUUGCCCGACUACCAACAGUGAAAAGUGCCUUUACACUGAACAGAAAGGCAAAGAGAAGAGAGAGACCCACACACAUAAGUCGCGAAAGAAAACCUCUCUCGCUGCCAGCAAAGGACGUCACAGCACGAAGCCCUGCGGAGCACACGGGGGCCAUUCUGACCUUCCUGUCAAAGGGCUUGACCUGGGGGUCCGGGCAGAGACCAUCCAGGAUAAGUGGCGUGGACGUGCCAUGCUCUUUGAGGGCUGGCGUGUUAGGGUGAUGACAAUCAGAUGUAUGAUGUCAUUACCUGGGUCACUUUAUUCAAGGUUUGGCAUAUCAUGCAAGUUUUCAAUGCAAAGCAUAGAAAGGCAUAUCUUAUCUUCCGUCCCCCCCCCCCUCCCCUCCCCUAGGCCCCUGCUUUCGUCUGAUUUGAUCCCUUUGUCCCGUAGUAGUGUCGCGGCCGAGCCACACAACAAAAGUUGCGGAAACCAAAAUAUGCAGAAGCGUUACUUUUGAGACAUCUAUAAAGAAUUUGAGAUGCAGUUUAUUUCAAACAGUAGAAUAGCCUGGUUAAUAUUUCUUAGUUGAGAGUAAAUUGUAUUCUAUAAUAUGAGACACUUUGUAAAGAGAUCUUCUAUAUUUUGUAAUUAUGUAUGAUUUCACUGAGCAGCAAUAUGGACCAUGUGCUAUAAAAUCCGACAACCGUUUAUUAGCUACCAUUUGCUGCGUUUCAUUUGUCUUUUAUGUUCCGUGCGAUUACAUAGCCUUUAUUUUUGUCUGCAUUUGAAUUUUGCCUUUGGUCACAGUUUUAAGAGGUGGAGAUUUCGUGACCAACAUUAACUGCACAAGUCGAGCCAACACUUCGGAUGAUCUUAGCACAAGUGUGGUACUCACUAUAAAAAAAAAGCCCCUUCUUUAAAUGGGGCUCGCCCCGUGGCCCCCGUGCUGGCACGUCUUUAUUUAUAAUGAAAUCGAUGCUGCUUUUCUUCAAAAUCUUCUUUGGGUUGGUCCUGAUUGAAAUGCCUUUUUUUUUUUUUUUGCUGCUGCUGCUGCUGAAGGAAGACAAAAGAUGGAUGGUAGGGCAGAAAUAAUGGAGGUCUUAUUGAUUAGCAAUCAAAGCUGGUGCUGGGGGUUUGGUUAAUGAUUGAUGCGUCCUUGAAGACUUUCUGUGAAAUCUCAUGUUGAGCGUGUGAGGCCCGCAUCCAUUUUGGUGGCAGGAGGCGGCCAAGUGGAGAGGCUAAAGCAAUACAAGAAGACCCCGCCCCCCUCCCCUACUUGACCCCCACCCCUUUCUCUGUCUACCUGGCGUCUCGUAUACCUCUUUUGGCAAAGGUGACAACAUAUCAUCGUCUCAGUGUAUCUGUGUCGCGGUGUUCCGCAGAGGAGUCUUAAACAGGGUUUAACUAUGGAUGUGCUUGUAUCUAAUAAUGUGACAAAAGGCUGAAACUGGAUUGCCACGAGUUAACUUCAUUUACAGUCGACUUAAGAGCUGAAUUAAGAACAUUGGAGGUUCACGUGAUCCGUUGUACAUGUUUGGUCCGUCGGCGUGUGCGUGCUUGUACGCUACUUACAACAAUGUAGAUUUUCCAUUUUGUGUGCACAUUGAAAGGGCUCUUUGAAAUGUUUGUGCGUUUAAAGAAAAUAUUAUAAUAACAAAAAAUAAUGUGUUCUAGUCCUUUUGCAGAUGACAAAAGGAAUGCACAUAACUGGCACAUUGUACUAUUGGUAGCAAUUGAUGAACUGAAAAUAUGCAUUAUUUUUUAAACACUUUAAAAUAUUGAGUUAAUCUAAAGAUGAAAAGAACUUACUUUUACCUCAAGUCAGGGAUUCCUGAAAAAAAAGAGUAAAUAGUAACUUGGUUGAGUCUUAAAUAUUAGCACAUAGCUGUUUGUCUUUGCACAAGUACGUGUAUUGUGCUUCUGUUUCUCCUUUUUCUAAAACUGAUUUGUGUAUUAAGGUGAGACAAUUUUGUACUUUUUUGUGACUGUGUGUAUGGUUUAGUGGAAUCUAUAUUUGUCAUUCACACCUCAUCUUACAAUGCUGGGAAUGAAAGAAAAUCAAAAGAAUAUUUUCAAGGUGCGUCAUUGCUCUGUUGGAAAACAAGAAAAUGGAUAAAAUACCAGUUUACAGAGAAACGUGCUGUUUCUAUCACAUUUCUUCUCAUGGUUAGAUAUAUAAUUACUUUUAUUACCGUUCUUAAAGCUGUAUUCAAAAUGAAUAUGUAAAAUGUGUAUCAAUGAUCGGAAAGACCCAUGGUAAUGUUCUCUACUUGAAAGUCUUGAUCUUUGCUCUUAAAUGUUUCUUUUGAGUUAGCAUAAAUCUCCGAGUAGCAAAUGCUUUAAUAUAUAACAGAUUGGAUUUUGUAACUAUGCUUUUUUGUAUUUUUCAUUUCAUUUGGGCCUUGUCUUUAUUUCAAUCAAUUCUGUUUAUU